This is a messenger RNA of Rana temporaria (common frog), 3024 nucleotides long. It is a transcript of the gene YTHDF3, whose product is annotated as YTH N6-methyladenosine RNA binding protein 3. Gene Ontology annotation, biological process: mRNA destabilization. The record is from RefSeq and is a predicted model, not a curated record. Bases 215 to 1939 code for a protein of 574 amino acids. Gene Ontology annotation, molecular function: mRNA binding; N6-methyladenosine-containing RNA reader activity. The transcript is spliced from 7 exons. Lineage: Eukaryota; Metazoa; Chordata; Amphibia; Anura; Ranidae. Gene Ontology annotation, cellular component: cytoplasm.
GUACGGAGCACAGGCCGCUCCGCGGGAGAAUGUCUGCCACCAGCGUGGAUCAGCACACAUCAUCUGGCACUGUAUAAGCAUCUGCUGGUGUGAAUGAGCCCUAAAGCCCAUCCUGAAGACCCACCAGCAGUGCAUGUUUGAAGAUCUAUUCACUGUCCAUGUGUUGAACCAAAUUAGGAUUGACAGCGCCCUUCAAGGAUAGGCAGAACUUCUUAUGGAUAAGAGACCUAAAGGACAGGGAAACAAAGUUGCAGUGCAGAACGGUUCAAUGCAUCAGAAAGAUGCAGUAAACGAUGACGACUUUGAGCCAUAUCUAACUAGCCAGACGAAUCAGAGUAAUAGCUAUCCACCAAUGUCAGACCCAUAUAUGCCUAGUUAUUAUGCUCCAUCCAUUGGAUUUCCUUAUUCCCUUGGUGAGGCAGCAUGGUCAACUGCUGGAGACCCACCAAUGCCGUACUUGUAUGGACAGAUGAGCAAUGGAGAACACCACUACAUACCGGAUGGAGUGUUUAGUCAGCCUGGAGCUUUGGGGAACACUCCUCCUUUCCUUAGCCAGCAUGGGUUUAAUUUUUUUCCUGGGAAUGCAGAUUUCUCCACAUGGGGGACUAGUGGAUCUCAGGGACAAUCAACACAAAGUUCUGCAUAUAGCAGCAGCUAUGGAUAUCCUCCUAGUUCCCUUGGUAGAGCCAUCGCUGACGGACAAGCUGGUUUUGGCAGCGAUACUCUGAGCAAAGUGCCGGGCAUUAACAGCAUUGAGCAAGGAAUGACGGGACUGAAAAUCGGUGGAGACAUGACAGCUGCUGUGACAAAAACGGUUGGGUCAGCAUUGACUAGUGCAGGGAUGACUAGUAUAGCUGCAAACAACGUGCCCCCAGUUAGCAGUUCAGCACCGAAGCCAACCUCAUGGGCUGCCAUUGCUCGAAAACCAGCGAAACCUCAGCCUAAACUAAAACCCAAGGGCAAUGUGGGUGUUGGUAGUACUGCAGUUCCUCCUCCGCCUAUAAAACACAACAUUAAUAUUGGAACUUGGGAUGAUAAGGGGGCUGUUGUAAAGGCCCCACUAUCUCAACCAGUUAUGCCACCUCAGCCUGUAAUUCAACAGCCUCAGCCAUUAAAUCAACCUCUACCAAUGGUGCAAAACCAACUGCCUCAACAGCAGCUACAGCAGCAACCACAGCAGCAACAAGGACCUCAGCAGCAGGCCCCAACACAUCAGGUGCAGCAACAGCUUCAAAACCGCUGGGUGGCACCUAGGAACAGGGGAGUGGGCUUCAAUCAGAACAAUGUCUCUGGGAAUGAGAACUUUAGCUUAGGUGUUGUGCCUGUUAGCUCCUCACCUUCUGGUGUUGAGGUUCACCCUGUACUGGAGAAACUGAAGGCCAUAAACAACUAUAAUCCCAAAGACUUUGAUUGGAGUCUGAAAAACGGGCGAGUGUUUAUAAUCAAAAGCUACUCUGAGGAUGACAUUCACCGUUCUAUCAAGUACUCAAUUUGGUGCAGUACUGAACAUGGCAAUAAGCGUUUGGAUGCUGCUUAUCGAUCUUUGAAUGGGAAAGGCCCGCUUUAUUUACUCUUCAGCGUAAAUGGAAGUGGACAUUUUUGUGGAGUUGCAGAAAUGAAGUCUGUAGUGGACUACAAUGCAUAUGCUGGAGUUUGGUCCCAAGACAAAUGGAAGGGAAAGUUUGAAGUCAAAUGGGUCUUUGUGAAAGACGUUCCCAAUAACCAACUGCGACACAUUCGUUUGGAAAACAACGAUAAUAAGCCUGUUACCAACUCAAGGGACACUCAAGAGGUACCCCUAGAAAAAGCCAAGCAAGUUCUUAAAAUUAUUGCAACUUUCAAGCAUACAACCUCUAUCUUUGAUGACUUUGCACAUUAUGAGAAGCGUCAAGAAGAGGAGGAAGCCAUGCGUAGGGAGAGAAAUCGAAACAAACAAUAAUUGUGUGGAGUAAAUCCUCUAAAAACAACACUAAUGAUGCAGACUCUGGAAUUCGCCUACUUUGUUGAAGAACACAUAAUUAAUGCUUUUUAUUUCUGCUUAAGGCAUCAUCUUUGAACACGUUAACAUAAAUUUGACUUUUAUUUUUUAUUUUUUUUCGCAUAAUUGUUUUCAUCAGUGCAUCUGCCGUUUGUAUCUCACCAAACACACCUGAGAACUUUAACUUUGUCAAGCACUUUCUGUCCUGAAGCUUUUACCAGUAUCUGCUGUCUUUUUGUAAUCCAGCAUUCUAGCAAAGACGCAGGAGACUUGUUCUAAACGCAAGGAUCCUUCCCUUGUUUUGGUUUGUUCAAUACUAACAACUAUUAGAAAAUUGGUUAGUCACUGAUGUGAGUUUCACAUGUCUUCUUUUAUUCUAUUUUUUUUAUUGUCUCUUUUUUCUUAGUUUAAAAAUUGAAUCAUGCCAUAUUUAAUUCAGGAGUACACUCUAGUUGUCUAUUAAGAUUAUUAUAGUGGCAUUGAUAUGGCAAACCAAGUUUUAAGACUGCAGAUUUAGUAGAGAUUUAUGUAUCGGCUGUUUUGGUGUAAGAAUGUUUAAAUUCAGCUUUGUGGCCACCUCCCUUUUAAUGCACAUGUAAGCUUCUUUAACAUUGUUUGAUAUAGCAUAGGACUCAUAUCCACAAGCAUGGAUACUUCUGUGUGAUUUGGAAUGUGUUUUUAUUUACCUGCUCUCAGACACAGUGAUUGUCACAUGAAAUUGUUGGUCUUGCCAACCCAGUUUAUCAAUAUACAGGACUCUUUCCAGUGCAGAGACCUGAAUGAGAUGUUGCAUGACACUUUGUUCAUGUCUGCCCCCCCAGCACACCUCUUUUGUGUAUAGUCAGGGGCUGCCGUAGUGGCACUGCGCUCUUCAAUGUACUUGAGAUGUCAAACUAUAUUUUAUGAAUGUAAGAAACUCCCAUUGCUGUGGAGAUAAUACCCUUAGUGCAAAUAUAUCCCAUUUCCCUUAUGUGUCACAAGUAGAGACAGAUGCUGUACACCUACAUCCAUGAUGUUUAAAAAGUAAAUUCAGGGGGGGGGGGGGG